UUCCUUGGAUACUUGUCUAUCUGGACCUCGGUACAAGCAAUCAUACAGGAUAGGCCAAAUAGGGAUUAGUGUCUAUUAAUGCUCAAUAAAAGAAUCUGGGUGCUUAACAUUGACAUAGCAAUCCCAUGCAUUAUGACCAUAGAGUUGCAGCACAGCAGUGUUUUUAUGUACUGUAAAUUCUCUCAUAUAGACCUUCCCUCAAGCCCUCGCCUUGAAAUCCUCAACUGUGUACCUAAAGAUAUAGACUUCAUUUGAGAGGAUGCUUUUAAGAAGCCUUUCGUUUUAUUAGUGUGGAGAAACACAUUUAUUCAGUGUGCUGUCACACAUGGUCUUGCCAUCCGAGGUGCAAGUCAGCCAGCGCACAGAGAGAGAGCUUAGAAUGGCAUAAAAAGACAAGGCAAAAAACACACAAAGGGCUAUUGAAGCACAGCACCUUUUCUAGAAAGGGCGGAGGAGAGGGGGUGGACCACGGCACUCAGAAAAGAGCUACUGCAGCAAAGGCCACUGUUUAACGUGUUGAUAGGCAAUUAAACCAAAGUCAAGGUUCACCGUUUUUCUGCUCAGCUAAUACACAGCAGCAGUGCUGAGGACAAGACAGAGAUAACGUGUUUGAGCUGACGGACAAUGCUUCGUUCCCCACUGAGAGUGAGAGUUAUUAAUGGUGCUACUAGAUUUACAAGAGAACACGUAGCAAUAAAUAAACACCACCAUAACGAUAAAUAUAAAUCUGCAGUGCAUGCCGAUAAAUGCAGUUCAACUAAAGAGUUUCUUUCAAGGGUGUAGAUGCACUUAAGAACUCUCAUACCUAUAAAUCAUAUUUGACUUCUGAAUUCAAAGACGCAUAAGAAAUCAUCACUCCAUUCAAACCGUAACUGGUUGGAGAUAGUUGAAAUAGCAAAACAAUAAAAUGAUCACACACAGACAACAAUCUUAAUUAAAAGGAAAUCUUUUCAAAUGUCUAGUUCUCUGUCUGUGACCAUGUGAACAUCCACUGCAGAAGAAACCCACUGGAGCUUCCAUAACAGCGUGAUUAGCUUCCCAAGCUGAGCACCUGGGGUCGUUACCUUGGGCCAAAGGAAGAACGGCAGGGCCGGGGAGUUUAUGACGCCGGGGUCUGCGAGUCUCCAGGGGCGCGAGCAGUGAUGGAGGACGUGUCUGAGGUGCGCAGCGACGGCAGCUCCCUGCUGAAGGCCGUCUACCUGAGCCGCCUGCGCCUGACCCGCCUGCUGCUGGAGGGCGGGGCCUACGUCAACGAGAGCAACGAGCGCGGCGAGACGCCGCUGAUGGUGGCCUGCAAGACCAGGCACGCCGACCAGCAGAGCGUGCCCAAGGCCAAGCUGGUCAAGUACCUGCUGGAGAGCGGCGCCGACCCCAACAUCCAGGACAAGAGCGGCAGGACGGCGCUCAUGCACGCCUGCCUGGAGCGGGCGGGGCCCGAGGUGGUGGCGCUGCUGCUGGGGAGCGGGGCCGACCCCAGCCUGGAGGACCACCGCGGCUCCUCCGCCCUCAUCCACGCCGUCAACACCGGCGACAAGGAGACGCUGCGGGUGCUGCUGGACGCCUGCAAGGCCAGGGGCAAGGAGGUGAUCAUCAUCACCACCGACAAGCUGCCCUCCGGCCAGCAGAUGACCAAGCAGUACCUCAACGUGCCCCCGUCCCCGCACCUCGUCGACUGGACGCAGGCAGCCUCCGGGAUGCCCUGCACGUCGCCGUCCGAAAUCGAGCUGCACACCUUGCCCCAGGCCGCCCGCGGGCACCUCUUCACCUUCGGGGACUGCCAGGGCUCCGGGGCGGGCGUGGCGGCGGCCUCCCAGCCCGGCUCUCCCACCCACAGGCCGGGCCCCGCCCACGGCGGCCUGCCCAGGCUGCUCCACCUGCAGCGGCUCAACUCGGAGCCCUGGCUGAAGAUCCCGCCGUGCCUGCUGGCGCAGCAGACCAAGGCCUCCUCCCUGGCCGAGGACCUGCCGGACAUCACCCCCGAGGAGGAGCUCUCCUUCAGGCUGAACGGGCUGAGCGUGCCCAGGGCCCCGGCCGCGCGCCACCAGGGAGCCGACCCCCGGGACGCCCCCUGCUGGGGCCAGGGGACGGAGCAGAUGCCCUGCGCUGACGGGACGUCUGUGUGGGGAGCGGGGCUCAGCCGGAAGACGCCCCAUGACGACGUCUCCCCGAUUCGCUUCUCCGCCUCGCACCCGGACCUCCGCCGCCAGUGCGCCGCGGCGGCGGCCGCCAGCUCGGCCGGCCGCGACGCGGACUGCUACCCCAACCUGGCGGUGUCCAGCCUGCGGAACAUCCUGCAGCGCCGCACGGUGGGCGCGGAGCACUACAGCUCCGACUCGCAGCUGUGCCGGCGCAGCGCCCUCCCCGCCGACGACGGCAGGGGCCUGCUGGAGAAGAGGAGGCUGGUCUCCUCCCGCUCCUCCACGCUGCUGGGCUCCCGCGAGGGCGCCGAGGGCCCGGCGCAGGCCGGCAGGAGGCACCCCGCCGUCCUGGAGCGCAGGGGCUCGGGGGCCGCGCCCCCCGACCACACCCCCCACGCCAGGCCCGGCCACCUGCCGCCGCUCAACCCGCACGCGCCCAUCCCCCACAUCGGGGUCACCCCCAGCGGCGGCGGCGGCGGCGGCGGCGCGGGCUGGGCAGGGGGCGCGGGCGGCGGCGGAGAUGUGCUCAGGCCCCUGAUCCCCACGGCUCCCAGCUUCCCCAAAGACCACAAGGCCAAGAAGACGCUCCUCAGGCGACACUCCAUGCAGCCGGAACAGAUCAAGCAGCUGGUCACCAUGGAGGAGGUCUUCAGCCACUGAGCCUCGCGCGGACGCGCCGCGUUGGAAACGACCGCUGUGCUCUUAACCUCGCCUGCACACGCGUGCACCGCGUUCCACGUGCGCUCACAUCCUAUACUCCAUCCAGCUUCAGCAACAUAAGCUAUUUUUGAGUCUGUAUUGUUGUUACACGUAACUAUUAUUGCUCGCGAUUACUUACAAUCAGAGAAAUUACAGAAAAGUUCAUUUAACGAGACUGUACAGCAGGGAUGCUCAAGAUACUCAGAUUUGGCCCAAUGUUUGGUACAAGAUGAUAGGUUGUACAUAAUAUAUUAUAUUAUACAUUAUAUAGCACAUGCUGAUUGUUCCUCUGAUUAUAAGCAAAGUGAUAAUGUUGGCAGUACCUAAUCAGAGGAAGUCAGGUAUGGCAGUGUGGCAUGGUUGUGCCAAGACACUGAGCUACGUAAUCUAAAGGGUAUGAGCCUGAAUCACUGUUCUGGCACAAGUGUGCAAUGAUUUUUUUAAUGUUUAAAAAUAGCUAUUGUUCUCAAGAACCCUCUGACCAGGUGUAAUGACUGGCAUCCUGCAGGCACACAUUUAGUCACAGGACAAAUGAAAGAGGCUAACGCGUACAAAAAUGUCUCCGGGAACGGCUUUGAGAAAAUAUCGAAUUUUAAAAGGGCACAUUAUGUCCAGGCUGAAAUAACGCAUUGCUGCAGUUAAAAAAAAAAGCUACUCCCUCUGUCUCUCAUUCACAGAACUUUAAGUACUGUAUUUACAUUAAGCUUCAGAAAGUUACAUGAAUAAACUAUUCCACCUGAUAACCUGCAUUAAUUUCUGGGGAAGGGCCACCAAUGCAAGAGUAAUUGUCAUUUUGGGUAUGUUUAACAAUGUCACCUGUACUACAGUUAUCUUUCCAUUCGCGUAAUCCGUCUUUCUUCUCAAUGGCUACGGCAAGGAAUCGUGUCCCCCCCACCCGAGGCCUUCUGCUUCCUGCGUCCUGAUUGGUCUGCCGAGGUGAUUUCGGUCACUACACCCGAAGCUUCGCUCACCAUCACCGCUUCCACCUAUCGAAUGGUGUAUGUGUUAUUCUACAGUAAUCAUCACAGGUUUAUCUAUUCACGUCUAACGUUUGUAGUUUGUGUGAAUCUGUGGACCAUUUUGUGCAAAUAUGUCACGUUUGAGAGGACAGGAUGGGGGGGGUCACACUACAGAGUAUGCUGCAUCUGUGAAGAAACCCUGUAAAAAAGUUAUGAGAAUAUAAAAACAGAUUCUUAAGGCUCCUCCCUUAACAGAUGAUAUAUAGUGACAUCUGAAAUAAAAUAAAGGCAUUGCCCAAUCA
Molecule: messenger RNA, 4098 nt
Organism: Anguilla rostrata (American eel)
Lineage: Eukaryota; Metazoa; Chordata; Actinopteri; Anguilliformes; Anguillidae
Gene: ankrd34bb
Product: ankyrin repeat domain 34Bb
Exons: 2
Coding region: 1143-2798 (551 amino acids)
Molecular function (GO): protein binding
Source: RefSeq, a predicted model, not a curated record